AUUUAUAUUUUUUUAAUUUAUAUUUUUUAAAUUUAUAUUUUUUUCAUUUAUAUUUUUAUAUAUAUAUAUUAUUUAUAUAUUUUUUUAUAUAUUGAUAUAUUUAUUUAUAUACAUAAUAUUUAUAUAUUUUUUUAUAUAUAAUAUAUAAAAUUUUUAUUUUUUUAGUUAUUUUUAAAUAAUGUUUUAUAUGUUUUUUAUUUUUUUUUAAUAUAAUAUUUUUUUUUUGUAUAUAUUAUUUAGUUUUUUUUAUAUUUUAUUUAUAUUUUAUUUUAUAUAUUUUUUAUUUUUUCUUUAUAUUUUAUUUAUUUAAAAAAAAAAUUUUUUUUGUUAUCUUUUUAUGUUUUUCUUUUUAUAUACAUAUUUAUAUAUAUAUUAUUAUUUUGUUUUACUUUUAUGAGAGAUGAGUAUAAAGAUAAGCACAAAUAUUGGAGAAGCGUAGAACUCUCACCACUCAGUAAAGCUUUUCGCGCUGAUAAUUUUGUAAAUCACUUUUUAAAAAUCAUAUUGAUGAUAGCACACACUCAUUUUAGUCUAUAGAAUCAGUUUGGUAACUGAAUUUGAGGAGUUAGGAAGCCUUACGGUUGCUCUAAUAUUUUUUACUCUUUGUGUCCUGGCGAUAAUAAUAUCAAUCUCGUAAUCAACCGCGUCAAGUUUAUAAGGAUUUGUAAUGUCGCGUUUCCUUCAAACACUUUGCACCAUUUUGGUUGCAUUACACUACCUCACUGAGGCCAAAUAUGUGCCCGGCAUUUCCUAUAUAGAUGACGUGCAACUCUCAUAUGAAAAUGGCACUUGGCAAUGUGAUCGCAUAACUUGUAAACAUCGUAUUCAUGGCUGCAAGAUUUCGAUUCGUAACAAUCCGGACGACAAAAACGAGUUGAUUCGCUCGAGCGCCUGCUAUACGAAAGAUGGUACCGCUACACGGCAGCUGAGCCAAGUACAACGCAUGGUGAAACCAAAAACUGUCAAUAUCGAUAUAGACUCAUAUGUUGGCGCGCUGUCGUUAUAUACGACAGGCUACAGUUUGAGCUGGCAGGAGGUGAAGGGCACCGUAGCCGCUGAGGAUUGGGCUAAUACGCAGAAGAUAGUCAGAGAUGAUAUGAAAGCUGUCGAUGAGUCUAAUAGCUCUUUGAAGACUCGCUGAUACCAGAAGCUGGCAAUUUGCCAUGGCAACAACAACGAUUUCAUCAAGAUAUGGGAUAUAAUAAUGACGCCUGUAAUUUAUUUUCGACCCAGACUACCAACUCAAUCUAGAUAAAAUAAUAAAUAUACGAGUUUAUAAAUAUGUAUACAUAUAUAUUGUACUUUUAAAUUUAAAAAA
Molecule: messenger RNA, 1318 nt
Organism: Bactrocera oleae (olive fruit fly)
Lineage: Eukaryota; Metazoa; Arthropoda; Insecta; Diptera; Tephritidae
Source: RefSeq, a predicted model, not a curated record